Molecule: messenger RNA, 2484 nt
Organism: Ustilago hordei
Lineage: Eukaryota; Fungi; Basidiomycota; Ustilaginomycetes; Ustilaginales; Ustilaginaceae
Exons: 1
Coding region: 1-2484 (827 amino acids)
Source: RefSeq, a predicted model, not a curated record
AUGGCCGCCGCUUCGACAACCAUGCGACCGCACUCAGCCACCAGCUCUGGCUCCUCGACACCGUCGCUCUCAUCAGAGGCAUCGGCCAGCACAUGGCGAGGUUCGUAUGCUACGUCGGCUGACCUCAGUCGACGUACCAGUUCUGCUUCCACUAGCGGCACCACUAUUCACACCACCGCUAUUCACACUAACAUGUUAGCAAGCUCAGAGCCCACAUCCUCUUCUCGAGGCCCUCACGCUCAGGAAUGGUGGGAGCAUGUCUUGCCUCCAGGUCAGCUGGCGGAACGGCUUCGCAAAGCACAGCGCUCUUCCAGUGCUUCUCGUCGACGUAGUAGCAACGCUGCUCUAGCCAACGCUACUCCUUCUGAGCGCAGCGCUUGGAAGAGACUGUCUGGCUUGCCGAUCGAGAAGAGCGAUCCAACUCGAUCAGAGUCUUCAACUGCAACUUCAAGCCGCAGAUCCUCCUUUCAAGGCUCAACAGCAACUCUGCCUCGCUCGGCAUUCAAGGCCAGCUACCGCGUACACCAGGAUCGUUCUGCGCUGCACUAUGACAAUCUUAGCCAGUCGAACUCGAGUGCUCAAGUUUCCAGCGACCAGCUCCCAGGAGGCGCUUCCGCAGGACAGCACAGCCCAGAACGUCGUGUUCGAUACACUUUCCCUACUCCUCUUCCCGCUUCAACACAGCAGCAUCACCGAUCCAGACGACACGGUGCUCGCCACACCACCAGCAAUAGCCCAGAGCUCUCGUCCAUCUGGCUUGCUACAUCUUCCUCUUCAACAUCACCACCGCCUUUGCCCAGUGCAUUUGAUCCUAGUCGCAACGCUUCUCGCAGCACCGGUGGUCGAAGAAUGAGGGUGAUGAGUGAAGAUGCGAUGGCUUCUACCAUCUUUGCUUCCCAGCAGUCUUCCUCUUGGUCCUCAUCAUCAUUGGCCUAUCGUCUGCCAAGCUCGCAUUCAGCAACGCACCUCAAUCAGUUCAACAACACCAACACCGACUCUAGCAGCAGUUGGAACAGCAUUACAGCCGACCGAACCAGAGCUCAGUUCACACACCGCUUGCUUCCCGAUACCCCUGAGCUCAGCUCUGACGAGGCGAACGACGUCACCACCACAACGCAACACAAUCGCAAAAUCAGCACGAGCGAAAUCAGCACGACAAGGACAACAGUGCGCUCCUCUUCCAAUGCGCCUUCACCACCCACCAUCCUUCGAUCGGAUUUCGAUCGACCAGACCAGCCUCUUUGCCCUCUCGGCUCUGAAAAGACAGAAGGAUCGAGAUCGACUAGUCCCUCUCGUCGCGAUCGUCAUGUCAGCUUCGAGCAGUCUACAGAGACUCCUCGUCGAGCUAGCGUACACGACUACCCCGAACCCAUGAUGACAUCCAGUCAAUCCGCAUUCAACUUGGGCACAUUUCCCAAUCGCGAAUCCACUUCUCCCUUCGACACUCUACCUCCACGAUCCAACAACACUCGUCGUCCUCGUCAGCCGAUCCGAAUCAGUGGUCGUCGAAUCACCAGUUUUUCGCUUCCCGGAAGUCGACGAGGCUCCAUUCGUGGUGAAUCGCCUUUUGCUCACUCCAGCACCCCUUUCUCCUCUGAGGCACACGGACAUCAUCGUCCAUCUACUUCGAUCCCGGACGCGAUGCUACUCGACUCGCUCAAUGUCGCUCACAAGCAACUCGCCUCCGCUGGCAACCUCGCUCUCACGCUCACUCGUCAGCUUUCAGCACCCUUGAGGCCGGUGUUUCACAUGACACUCUUUUUGAGCAUCUCAAGCAUCACCGUGUUGUCAUUGGCAUGUUUCUUGUGCGCAAGUUACGUGUUGACUGCUUGGGAUGACGUUAGCAAGCGAAGUCACAAGGUUGGGCAAGUGGCGGGCAAGACGAAGCAUAAGUUUGAAAAGGCUUUGGAUUGGGGUAUGAGCAUGUUGGGUCCCACCAAUAUUUCUGCCAGGGCUACCAGUAAGCCUGCCAGCUCGACUAUGCGGGAGAGUAGCGCCCAGGCCGAAGCAAACUCUUCAAACACUCAGGCAGAGAAGGAGAGCACGAGUGCAGCAAAGGCUCCAGUUUCAGCAACAGCCCACGCAUUCUUGUGGUCAGCACGAAUGGCUUGGUCUGCAACCAGCUCUGUAGCUUACCGUGUUGCCCCUCCUACCAUCAGUAAGCUGUUCGAAGAGGAUAAAUCCUCAAAGCCCAAGGCUAAGACUUCCACGCUACCUCCAAGACCACCCCUGUCGACACUCUUGCCAUCCAUCUUGUUCACGCUGAUUCUUGCAAUCGGUGCUGGAUUGAACAGCUUUUUGGCUUCAAGAAGGGCAGCAGCUGGGGGCGGUGUCGAAGGCUAUACGGUUCCCAGUCCAGGGAUGGAGUAUGUGCAUUUGCCUACCGAAUCGCCUUUCCUCGGCAGAAGGAUGUCCACUCCUGUCGCUACUCCAGCGUGGGAGAAAGGGGAGUGCUUCAAGAGGAGAGGCGUUCCUGUUCGUUGA